Pyrus x bretschneideri (Chinese white pear) is the source of this 2283-nucleotide messenger RNA. RefSeq names its product chaperonin 60 subunit alpha 2, chloroplastic-like. Gene Ontology annotation, biological process: protein refolding. Gene Ontology annotation, molecular function: ATP binding; ATP-dependent protein folding chaperone. The coding region runs from base 141 to 1922 and encodes 593 amino acids. The transcript is spliced from 9 exons. The record is from RefSeq and is a predicted model, not a curated record. Lineage: Eukaryota; Viridiplantae; Streptophyta; Magnoliopsida; Rosales; Rosaceae.
ACCAUCCUCCACACCUCCCAAAACCCCUGCGCACUAACACUAAAACGGUAAAACCCAUCAAAAUUUUCCAGGAAAAUCCUUCUGAUUCCGGGAAAGUUGUCCUUAAACCCCAACCUCCUUUUUCCGCCAGCAACCCAGAAAUGUCCAUCUCCUUCUCCUCCUCCUCCUCCUCUCAACUCUUCUUUCAUAAACCUUACUUCUCUCAGCAGAGCAAUUUUCAGAAGCAACGAGUAGCUGGGUUUUGGAGAAAGCCACAGUCUUUAAGGAGGUUAGUGGUCAAGGCAGGCGCAAAAAAGAUAUCUUUUGGUACAGAAUGCAGGGAUGCCUUACAAACUGGGAUAGAUAAACUUGCUGAUGCUGUUUCCCUUACCUUAGGACCUAAAGUGAAACAUGCAGGACGUAAUGUUGUUCUUUCGGAGUCUGAAAAACUGAACGUGAUAAAUGAUGGUGUAACAAUUGUUCAGUCCAUAGAGCUAUCAGAUACAAUUGAGAACGUGGGAGCAAUGCUAAUCCAAGAGGUUGCAAAGAAAAUGAAUAAUCUGGCAGGUGAUGGUACCACCACUGCAGUCAUUUUGACAAGAGAAAUGAUCAAAGGUGGACUUUUGGCAGUAGCUUUCGGAGCUAACCCAAUUUCUUUGAAGAAGGGAAUGGAUAAGACUGUAAAUGAACUGGUCAAGAUCUUGAAGGAGAAGAGUCUUCCCGUAAAAGGAAGGAAUGACAUUAAGGCUGUAGCUUCAAUUUCUGCUGGAAAUGACGAGUUCAUUGGUAAUUUGAUUGCUGAAGCUAUAGAAAAGAUAGGACCUGAUGGAGUAAUCUCAAUUGAGUCAUCCUCAUCAUUUGAAACGUCUGUUUUAGUUGAAGAAGGGCUGAAGUUUGACAAGGGAUACAUGUCCUCCCACUUCAUUACGAACCAGGAAAAAUCUCUUGUGGAGUUUGACAAAGCUAAGGUCCUAGUAACUGAUCACAAGAUCUCAACUGUUAGAGAAAUUGUUCCUUUAUUGGAAAAGACAACCCAACUGAGUAUCCCGCUGCUAGUCAUUGCAGAGGAUAUCUCAAAGAAAGUACUGGAAACACUAGUGGUGAACAAAAAGCAGGGUUUACUUAAAGUCGCUGUUGUUAAAUGUCCUGGACUUGCAGAGGGGAAAAAAGCUAUUCUGCAAGAUAUUGCAAUUAUGACAGGUGCUGAUUUUCUCUCUGGAGAUUUUGGUUUGACCCUUGAGAGUGCAACAUCAGAUCAACUUGGAAUUGCAAGAAAAGUGAAAAUAACAAGUAAUUCAACAACGAUAGUUGCAGACCCUUCUACUAAAGCUGAGAUUCAGGCAAGAAUAUUACAGAUCAAGAAGGAUCUGGCAGAAACAGAAAAUGCAUACCUGUCGAGAAAGCUCUCUGAAAGAAUUGCCAAACUUUGCGGUGGAGUUGCUGUAAUUAAGGUUGGAGCACAUACUGAGGUAGAACUUGAAGAUCGCAAACUCAGAAUUGAGGAUGCAAAGAACACUACAUUUGCUGCUAUGGAGGAAGGAGUGGUGCCUGGUGGUGGUGCCACAUAUGUACAUCUCUCAGAAUUUAUUCCUACCAUAAAGAAUUCUAUGGAAGAUUUAGAUGAGCAAAUUGGUGCUGACCUUGUAGCAAAGGCUCUACUUGCUCCUGCAAAAGCAAUUGCAACUAAUGCAGGGGAUGAUGGAGAAGUUGUUGUGGAGAAGACUAAACGUUCUGAUUGGAGAGUUGGGUACAAUGCAAUGACAGGAAACUAUGAAGAUCUCCCAGAUGCGGGAGUUAUAGAUCCUUGUAGGGUUUCAAGAUGUGCCCUUCAAAUUGCAGCCUCCAUUGCCGGAGUGGUUCUUACAACUCAAGCUGUAUUGGUGGAGAAAACAAAGAAGAAAAAGCCAGCUGUUCCUUUUGUUCCGGGAAUAACUCCUCAGUGAAUACAGUCAAGAGAGUUGCAUGAAAGCUGAGGAAGAGGCGAACUGGAAUUUCGUAUCCCAUGCUGUGCAACCAAGCUUCGGAACUCAGGUACAAGUUCUUGUGGAUAUGAUAUGAAGAUGAAACAAGCUUUGAGCGCUGUGACAAAGAAUCUGUUAGGAAUCGGAAUUUUAUACAUGAGGUUGAACAUAUACUAUCAGGAUUUUGUAUACGUUCACGGCCAGCCUUUCAGUUGAUAUGUUUUUGCCCAAGUUGUAUACUGUGUUCCUACCAAUCAUCUAUAAACAGUCGUUGCCUGUACAUUUGCUCUUGUACUUGUUACUGAUAAAAUAGACAAUGAAAACCGUCGUUUUUGGAUUGAAA